GCCCGCGCCCCGCCGGCUCUGAGCGCGGCCGGGCGAUGGAGGCGGCGGCGCUGGCGCGGGAGGGCGGCGGCCAGGGCCCCCCGCCCCACGAGCCCAUCAGCUUCGGGAUCGACCAGAUCCUCGGUGGCCCCGACCCCGCGGGCGGCGGCGCGGGGCCGGCCCGGGCGGCGGGGGAGCCCGACUACGGGCUCUACGGCGGCGGCUACGGCCCCGCCUGCUCGCUCGGCUCCUACAACCUCAACAUGAGCAUGAACGUGAGCGUCAACGUGACCCCCGCGCCCGCCGCGCCACCCGCCGGGGUCAUCCGCGUCCCGGCGCACCGGCCCGCGCCCGCCGCGCCUCCCGCCGCGCCGCCGCCGGUGCCCGGGCUGCCGGGGCUCACCUUCCCCUGGAUGGAGACGACGCGCCGCAUCGCCAAGGACCGGCUCUCAGCCGCGCUGUCGCCCUUUGCGGCAACCCGGCGGAUCGGGCACCCUUACCAGAACCGCACGCCGCCCAAGAGGAAGAAGCCGCGCACGUCCUUCAGCCGGGUGCAGAUCUGCGAGCUGGAGAAGCGCUUCCACCGGCAGAAGUACCUGGCCUCGGCCGAGCGCGCCACCCUGGCCAAGGCCCUCAAGAUGACGGAUGCCCAGGUCAAGACCUGGUUCCAGAACCGCCGCACCAAGUGGAGGAGGCAGACGGCGGAGGAGCGCGAGGCGGAACGCCAGCAGGCCAACCGGCUGAUGCUGCACCUGCAGCAAGAGGCCUUCCAGAAGAGCCUGAGCCAGCCGCUGCCCCAGGACCCGCUCUGCAUGCACAACUCCUCCCUGUACGCCCUGCAGAACCUGCAGCCCUGGGCUGAGGACAACAAGGUGACGUCCGUCUCGGGGGUGGCCUCCAUGGUGUGAGGUGCCCCGGGAGCCGUGGAUGUGCGGUGGGAGCCCGGUGGGGUCUGAGCCCGGCACCGCCAGCCUGUGACAGGGAGGGGGCUGCUGCUUCCCGGGAGCCCCCCUCCAUCGGCAGCCCCCUCUCUGCCACAGGCCAGCCCCCCCUGGUCCCCCCUCGGGGAGGGUGGACGGGCACCUGCGCUCGGACUCAAAGCUCUGCUGACCCCCGCGGGGACCCCUGCCUGGCGCACCGCUGCGGGCAGCCCCUUGCCCGGACCUCCUGGGGAGCCCAUUCCCGGGCCCCCCCACCCUGAGGGCCUCUGCAAGUCCAGCCCCGCUCCGUCCCCAGGGCAGCUCCUCGGGUGGUCUCUGCUCAGGACCUGCUGCCCACCCAUCAGUGGCUCUCCCGGCCGUGCCAGGCUCUGCUCCCCCCAGGGCAGCUGCAGCCCCCGUCCCACCCAGGGCGGGGCACAGGGUGAACGCCCCCAUUCCCAGUGUCAGGAGUGCCCCCUCGCCCUCGCUGGCGCCCACCGCGGGGUCUGCACCACCCACACACACUUGCCUUAUCCUGGUCGGAGUUUGCCGGCUCCGGCUUCCAGCUGCGGCCCCGGGCUGGGCGAGGAGCUCGACCCCGUGACCCCUGGCCCCCCCAGCGGUGGGACAGACUGACGGACUGGGCUCCCUGGCGCUCCUGGGCUCCACACCCACUGGUUUGCCGGCUCUCUGCGGCCCUGGGCCUGGACGUGCCCCCGUUGCACCCUGUGAUGGACUCGGGGUGCCUCUGCAUGCCGAAGGAUUGCACCAGCCCCCCCCCCCCACCUCCAAGAGGGGCUGCCCUCAUGCCUGUCCCCCCCCAAGUCUCUGUCUCCUGGGAUGCCCUUCACCUCCCCCCACGCUGCCCAGGGUCAGACCAGACCUUGUGUGACCCACAGCACACUCGUGGGGAGGCAGAGGGGCCCACGGGGGGCUGAAAUCCCCCCUCCUCCAGCAAAUGUCUGCCCCCCCAUUCCCCAGUGACCCCCUGAGUGUCCCCAGGCUUGGCCAGGGACCCCCGUCCCUUGCCCUGCCCCCCGGCCUCUGCCAAUGCAGGGUCACCGGGACCCCCGGCUGGGCUCCAGCCGGGGGUCCCUGGUUGAUAACAGAGGGCAGGGGGGGCAAUAGCGACGACCCUGACCCUAAACUUGACCUUGACUCCCCCCGCCCCCCCCUCCGCCGCUGUCCGUGGUGCCGCCGAGGCUGCCGGGGGGGGGGCGGCAGGAGCCCGCUGUGCCGCGGACACGGGGCAGGCUCCUGCCGCCCCCGUCCCCCGCUCUCCCCGCCCCGCUGCUACCGGGAGGAGGCGGGCAACCGGUGCCGGUUCCCGGGCGGCGGGAUUGGCUGCGGUUCCGUGACGCUGCCCCGUUUUACCGGGGAGGGGUCGGGGGUUGGGGGGGCGGAACCGCCGCAGAGCCGCCGGGAUGAGCGCGGCCGAGGGCCGGCCCCGGUGCCGGGGGGGCGGCGAGGCGGUGCUCCGCGCCCGUGCCGAGGCUGCCGGGUACCGGCGGCUGCUGCGCGCCCGCGCUGCCGAGGUGGAAGCGCUGCGCGGGGCCGUGGGCGCGCUGCACCGGCGGCUGGAGGGGCUGCGGGACCGGCGCAGCGGGGAGCUCGCCAAGUACCAGGAGCGGGUGGCGGAGCUGGAGCGGGAGAUCGGCGAGGCGGAGGCGGAGAUGGCCCGGUGCCUGCGGGAGUACCCGGCGCUGCUGCGGCUGCGGAUGGCGCUGGAGGCGGAGAUCGCCGCGUACCGGGAGAUGCUGGAGGGCGAAGAGCUGCGCCUGGGCUGCCUGGGCCUGCCGUGACCGGGACCCCCCGCCCCGCUGCGGGACCCCGCGCCCGGGCCCCCAGACCUGUGCGCCUCGGGGUCCCCUGAGCCCCCCGCUCGCCCCCCGGACACCCCGGCCGUGGGACCCCUGGACCCUCUGGAUCCCUCUGGACCCCCGGUUCUCCUGUCCUGCUGUGCCAUGGGCCCUCCCGGACUCCUGGGACCCCCAGGUUCCCCAGACCCCCCACCCCAGGAGGCCCCGGCCCCCCAGGAGGGCAGCGCCCACGGGGCCGCACACUCUCACCAGCCUCUCCGGAGCAGCAGCGGGGCUGGGGUCCCGGCCCCGGCCCGCGUGGAAGCACCUCAAUAAAGCCCCGUGGCAUUA
This is a messenger RNA of Tyto alba (common barn owl), 3049 nucleotides long. RefSeq names its product T-cell leukemia homeobox protein 2-like. The record is from RefSeq and is a predicted model, not a curated record. Gene Ontology annotation, molecular function: RNA polymerase II cis-regulatory region sequence-specific DNA binding; DNA-binding transcription factor activity, RNA polymerase II-specific. Lineage: Eukaryota; Metazoa; Chordata; Aves; Strigiformes; Tytonidae. Bases 36 to 887 code for a protein of 283 amino acids. Gene Ontology annotation, biological process: regulation of transcription by RNA polymerase II; animal organ development. Gene Ontology annotation, cellular component: nucleus. The transcript is spliced from 5 exons.